AUGAGACUAUAUCUCAUUCGCCACGCCGAAACAAUCCAUAAUCUUCAAGCGCUGAUUCAAGAGAGAUGUAGGGCUGGAACGACCAACUCAGCACUGACGAACCACGGAGUACUGCAGAUAGAAUCCCUGGCCCGGCAUUUCGUCGCUCAGUCGGUUAAUUUCAGCGCGGUGUUUGCAUCCGAUCUGUGCAGAGCACGUCUGACAGCAGAAGGCAUCUGUCGUCUGCAAGCCGCACAAUCGUCGGUGACGCCCGUCCUGACUCGGGAUCUGCGAGAAAGAGACUUCGGGUCGUUGGAGGGAAUGUCCUGGAACUCUUCUCAUGCUUUGAGCGGCUCUGCAUCAUCAUCAGCAGCAGCAGCAGCAACCCAUACCGAAUUCGAGUCUCACAUCUCAAUGACACAGAGAGCCAAUUCCUUUCUCGGCGAUCAUCUCCUUCCACUUCUUCUUGACGAGCAAAACCCGAAUCAUGAACAGAACGUGGCCAUCGUAGCACAUGGACUCAUCCUGCGCGUGUUGUGGAACCGUCUCGCUGGACUAUUCGAUCCCAGGGAAGUCCAUAUCGCACCGGGUACAGCCUUGCGCCAUGGUGGCGAGAUGGCUGUGAAACCUGUCUGGUCAAAUACGGGGUUCAUGACGGUUCAUAUUCAGCGCAGUAUGAUGACGCCGGGGGUCGCGACGCCAGCACUAUCAUCGUUCGACUUACACCAGCCACGGAGGUCUGGAAACAACAGUGUUGAAGAUGUGACUCUACCAGCAACUCUCGAGAAUGCAGUUCCAGGAAGCUCUGUCUCAGAAGGGGCUCUCUUGCAAGGCUGGGGAAUGACUGUCGUAGCUGUGGACAGCAAGACGCAUCUUAGCGGUCUGCACCGAACGCGUGGUGGAAUCGGAAGCUCUGCGCAUGAUUCGCGUCAGAAAAGAAUCGACCAGUUUUUCAAAUAA
Penicillium riverlandense is the source of this 939-nucleotide messenger RNA. RefSeq names its product histidine phosphatase family protein. The coding region runs from base 1 to 939 and encodes 312 amino acids. The transcript is spliced from 2 exons. NCBI's taxonomy places the organism in Eukaryota, Fungi, Ascomycota, Eurotiomycetes, Eurotiales, Aspergillaceae. Gene Ontology annotation, cellular component: cytosol. Gene Ontology annotation, molecular function: fructose-2,6-bisphosphate 2-phosphatase activity. The record is from RefSeq and is a predicted model, not a curated record. Gene Ontology annotation, biological process: negative regulation of glycolytic process; fructose 1,6-bisphosphate metabolic process; fructose 2,6-bisphosphate metabolic process.